Molecule: messenger RNA, 543 nt
Organism: Schistocerca cancellata (South American locust)
Lineage: Eukaryota; Metazoa; Arthropoda; Insecta; Orthoptera; Acrididae
Gene: Pfdn1
Product: prefoldin subunit 1
Exons: 1
Coding region: 156-536 (126 amino acids)
Biological process (GO): protein folding
Cellular component (GO): prefoldin complex; cytoplasm
Molecular function (GO): protein folding chaperone
Source: RefSeq, a predicted model, not a curated record
CAGCGAAGCAAAUGAGAAAGGUGUUUACAUUUGUUUCACAAUUUUACGCCUCCAAUAUUUCUGUGGGCGUCAUCUUUGCUUAGACACUAGAGUAGACAGUUUAGGCUGGGUUUGUAGGGGCAGGUUCAUUGUGCGGUAAGGUACCUACUUAUAAAAUGUCGAAGACGGUGGAUUUAGAAUUAAAGAAAGCAUUUAAGGAAUUGCAACAAAAAAUGCUGGAAACAACGCAGCAGCUGAAAGUUGCAGAUGCCAGGAUAGAAGUUCUGAAGCAAGGUAUGAGACACACGCAGCUCACAGGAAAGGAACUUAGCAGCAUGCCACCCGAUACAAAAAUGUAUCAAGGAGUGGGUAGAAUGUUCGUCUUGACUGAUGUAAAUGAAAUUAAAACGUCGUUGGACAAGAAACAUGAAAGCUACUCCCAGAAAAUUAAACAGCUGGAAAACAAUAAAAUGUAUUUGGAAAGGAAUUUGAAAGACAGCGAGAAUAACCUCCGAGAAAUGAUUCAGCAACGUAAAGAAGCUGGAGACACCAACUGAUUGUGUU